This is a messenger RNA of Cynoglossus semilaevis (tongue sole), 708 nucleotides long. RefSeq names its product upper zone of growth plate and cartilage matrix associated b (gene ucmab). Bases 1 to 618 code for a protein of 205 amino acids. Gene Ontology annotation, biological process: embryonic skeletal system development; regulation of osteoblast differentiation. Gene Ontology annotation, cellular component: extracellular matrix. NCBI's taxonomy places the organism in Eukaryota, Metazoa, Chordata, Actinopteri, Pleuronectiformes, Cynoglossidae. The transcript is spliced from 6 exons. The record is from RefSeq and is a predicted model, not a curated record.
AUGGUACUGAUACCUGUUCUGAUGAUGAAAACCCCAAAGAUCAUCGAUAUCUGCUCUGAUGAUGAAAACCCCAAAGAUUUUGAUGCUACACUCCAUCUUCCUCCCAGCUCCCAUCCCACCUCUCACCUACUGUACAUCUCCCUCACCCCUCUGCUGCCUCAUGGUUUGAUUCACAGUUGGUAUCUCAACAACUCGGACCCAGAGCUGAAGAUGUCCUGCACACCUGUGAGCCUCCUGGCCGUCCUCAGCCUGCUCUUCGUGCUCUCCUUGUCUCCAGAGGCCGAGUCUGCAGCAGUGGCCGGCAGGAAAAGCAACGCUGAAGGUCCACUCAGGAGGGUCUUCAUGAAGGAGGCCGACGCUUCCAACUUCUUUAGGAAACGCACCAGACGGAACCUGAAAUCCCAGGAUGAGAUUGACGCUGAACAAAGGAUGGUUCUGGCUGCAGACAAUCGCAAAAGAGAGUUUCAGGAGGAGAAGGGGAACGAGUUUGAGGAUUUCGAUGAAGAGGAGGAAGACGAUGAAGAGAGUGAGACGACCACGCAGAACACAGAGCAGUGGGGAGAACUCAGCUACGAGGGGACGGAUCCUCCUCAGGACAACGACGGCCACGCCGCCUGAGCAGGCCCACGGUGAGGGAGAAGUUUGAAGUUUGAAGUUUGAGCUGACAGCUUACUGAAAAGAGAACACCAACACUCUCAAAAAAAAAAA